GCACGGAGCGGUGGGCUACUCAUACCCUCCCCGUGCUCCGCUUCCGCCUCGCCAUCUCAUUUCCAGAGUGUUCCAGAGAGCGGAUCCAGAGAGUGCUAGGGUUUUCUCUCUCUCCCGGCGGCGAGGGCGAUGUCGAUGGCGGCGGCGGCGAGGGCGGCGAUGAGGGCCCCGGGCAGGGCGGCGGCGCGGUUCGUGCAGACCAGGCUCCGCUCCUCCGGCAAGGUGCUCAGCGAGGAGGAGCGGGCCGCCGAGAACGUCUACAUCAAGAAAAUGGAGCAAGAGAAGCGGGAGAAGCUCGCACGCAAGCAGGGUCCCAGCACUGGAGAGCAAGCUCCGUCCACCCCAAGCGCCGCAGCAGGCGACGUGAGUUCUUCGACCGCGUCGGCAUCUGCAGCAGGCACGUCGACCGACAAGAACAGGAACUACGCCGUGCUGGCUGGCACCCUGGCCGGCCUGAGCGCCCUGGGCUGGUACCUCCUGUCAAAGCCCAAGAAGACGGAGGAGGUUGUCGACUGAUCGGCCCAUCCUGCCCUGGUUUUUUACUUCCUUACUGCACAUGGACCUGCGCGAUGAUGAUGAUGAUAAUAAGUUUUCGAUGUCGCCGAACAGCCUUUCCUUUGCCUUGUUAGCUGCUUCCACAGAAUCUGAGACUUGAGAUGACGAUGAUGAUGAUGGUCUGUAGCGCAAGUUGUUUUUGCUACCUGUGGUUGGUCUGGUAUGUUGGUGGUUAACGAGAGGGGCAUCUUGGAUGAUGCGGUUUGGUCCCUUUGAAAGUAUGCAAUGCAUGGUUUUUCCGGUGAA
Molecule: messenger RNA, 801 nt
Organism: Triticum urartu
Lineage: Eukaryota; Viridiplantae; Streptophyta; Magnoliopsida; Poales; Poaceae
Product: copper ion binding protein
Cellular component (GO): respiratory chain complex I
Source: RefSeq, a predicted model, not a curated record